UAGCGUGUUUUGUGUUCGGUGAAAUGCCGUGUCUAUAACGAAAUCACCUUUCAUUCUUCGAACGAUCGUACCCGUCGUUGGUCGUGUGUCUCGUUUCGCUGCUGCUGCGGUACGGUUCCUGGUCUCGCGUUUUUAGGCUCCACUAGUUCAGAACUCGCAGAGGAUAGGAUUGUUGGUGUUUGUUUGUGUGCUAAGAACGUAAAACGUAAGAAUGAAUUACAAAUUGCUGAUUUGGUGUUGCCUUCUGGUGCCGCUUGUGGCGUCGCUGCCUCAGGAGGACGGACUUCGAUCGCUGCUUCUGCAAAGAUCGCGCCAAAGGAGUAAAGGUCAGUUUGCACUUGCAGAAAAUGACGUGUAUAAAUACGAGGACCAGAGUCGGCCCGGAAAUCAAAUCGUGGGACAUGGCAAGGCGAAAUCGGACGAGUCUGAAUCAACUGACGAAACAGCUGCCCCCAGCAGCACCGCAACUCCACUUCCCAAGAAAGGGCUCCAUCCGUUGUUGGCACGCAAAAAGAUUCAAUUAACUCCGAAAGAAGUCAAAGCUAAGGACAUUGAAGAUACUAGUAGUAGUAGCACCACUGCUGCUACUUCCGUGUCUGCAGCCGAAACAUCUGAAGGUACAUCAGAUGCCACGACUGGUACAACACGUCGUCCACGACCCACUCGUCCCGGUCGUGUAACUCUUAGCCGAUUGACGACCUCACGGACGCCAAGAACCACCACUAAACGUACCGUCACAACUCCGUCGGAGUCGAAUGUCUCGACUACCUCUCGAACUACCAGAGCCCGCCGAGCAAGACCAACUCGACCAUCCAAACUGACCUCCAGCUCUGCUCUUCCGGAUGUCUCUACGCCUACAGAUAUCACUUCGACGGCGGCCGCGCUAUCAGCCCAAGCAUCUCCCACUCCUACAGUCAGUGCUGCUCCUAUCAGCAGCAGCAGUAGCUCUACUUCCACCUCUACGUCAACAUCCACGUCAACAAGCACAUCGACGACGACGACAACGACAACAACCGCGAGUCUGACAGCGGCCUCUCCGCUGUUGGAAGAAGCAGCCUCGUCGGUUCCUGCAGUGUCGUCCUCGGUUUUGAAGGUCGAAAAUACAGUUGGACCAGCGCGUGAUUAAAUCGUGGGUAAGUCUUGGCUAUGAUAUAAAUUGGAAGGAUCGUUCGUUAUGUUCUGUGUAAAGUAGACUGGAGAAAUAUAGAACUAAUGUGGUGCAAAGACGCAAUUCCACGAAAAUCAAAA
This is a messenger RNA of Topomyia yanbarensis, 1248 nucleotides long. RefSeq lists its product as uncharacterized. Lineage: Eukaryota; Metazoa; Arthropoda; Insecta; Diptera; Culicidae. The transcript has 3 exons. The record is from RefSeq and is a predicted model, not a curated record. Bases 212 to 1126 code for a protein of 304 amino acids.